Molecule: messenger RNA, 2694 nt
Organism: Seminavis robusta
Lineage: Eukaryota; Bacillariophyta; Bacillariophyceae; Naviculales; Naviculaceae
Source: the annotation of a GenBank genome assembly
GUAAUGGAUGAGGUUGAAGUUUCGAACCGACCCACACUCUGUGAGAAGAAGCUCUCCAAGCUCAACUGCCUUGCACUCUUUCUUGACGACAAGAGAGGUCAAGUAGACUAGAUCUAAGUGUGUUGUGUUGAUUACUACCGUGUUGUAAAGAGAAGAGAGAUACAUGGCCGCAACAACCAAACUCGUUGUGCUGUUGGCAUGGAUCGCCCCGUCCGCCGUUUGUGGAUUCUUCAAUUUGCAUCGAACGAAAAGGUUCCAUCCGCUCAAAUCUACGGCGGCCAAUGCAGACAUUGUCCCGGAUUCAAAAGUGGUUGGUGUAGAACCGACGGAUACUAGUCGCUUGAACUGGCAUCCACCACCCGUUGCCUUUGACCACCACUUCAACGGCCCUGACAAUGAUCACUUUAGUCAACCAUAUUCAUUUUUCCAAUAUGGAAACACUUCCAAGGGCGCUCCGAGACUUCGAAAAGACAGCCAGAGUGCGUUGGAUGCCAGUGCUUCUGUGGAAUGGCAGCCGCUGUCUCUUGCCUUUCUUCCAGACGAAAAUGCCAACCGCUACAGCUUGCCUCCUCAGACAGAACAGGCGUCUCAGUUUGACUAUCAAGGAGUAUUGACUGGCAGUGAACACGAUGAAAGCAACAAAGAAGACCCCGCAAUGAAGGAGAAAGAGAAUCCAAACAAAUCCAUGGACUGGAAUCAGCCUCCCCCACCGUUUCUCAACCAAAUCAAUGACUAUCAGCUACCACCAAGGUCAGCAUCCGAGGGCGGUCAAGUCACAGUGGGAGACGAUGACACCAAACCUUCAGAAGGAAUCAUUGAGCAGUCUGACGCUUCCUCCAUGAAGUGGCAUCCUCCCCCAGAUGCAUUUCCAAAUCAGAUCAAUACAUUUCAGCUGCCGCCAACCGUCAAGCCUCCACAAACAUUUUUUGAGUACGGUGGGAUUACAGAGACUGGAAAAAGGAAGGAUCAAAAAACUGUCUCUGCUCCAAUAUUUGACAAUGAUGCUGCUUCCAUGGAAUGGUAUGAACCUCCUGGCGCAUUUCCAAACAAAAUCAAUACAUUCCAACUGCCUCCUACGGUCAAGCCUCCAUCAACACUUUUUGAGUAUGGUGGAAUCAUGACAGGCAAUAGCAAGGACGUUGUUGGGUCCAAUGCCAUGGUUUUCCAGAAUGAUACUGCUUCUAUGGAGUGGCAUGAACCUCCUGGUGCAUUUCCAAACAAAAUCAAUACAUUCCAACUGCCUCCUACAGUCAAACCUCCACCAACACUUUUUGAGUAUGGUGGGAUCAUGACAAGUGAUACUGAAAAGGGUCAAGCUGACACUGACACCACUUCUGAGAUGGUGGAAAACGACUCUGCCUCCAUGGAGUGGCACCCGCCACCCGCUGCUUUUGCAAAUCAGAUCGACAACACUUAUCAGUUGCCGCCAACUGUCAAGCCUCCUCUAACACUGUUUCCCUAUGGUGGAAUCACUACUAGAACGAGAACAACCCUAUUUGCUACAUCGGUAGACAACACGAAUGCUGCGUCCACUACAACAUCUGCGCCACCAUUGGAUUUACCUACGUUUGAUGACGUUGUGGAAGCAUCCGAAAUCUUGGAGGGCAUUGCGCAUGAGACUCCAGUGGAGACGAGCCGUACGCUGGAUGACGAAUUGGGUGUAUCGGCGUUUUUCAAAUGUGAAAACAAACAACGCAUGGGCGCCUUCAAAUUCCGUGGAGGCUACAACGCGCUCUCCCACUUGAGUGCCAAGCAAAGAGAUGCCGGAGUCUUGACAUUUUCAUCUGGAAAUCACGCCCAAGCGAUUGCGUUGAGUUCCAAAAUCCUUGGUUGCAAAUCGACCGUUAUCAUGCCAGAAGACGCACCCAAGCUCAAAGUUGCUGCUACCAAGGGCUAUGGUGCAACCGUGAUCUCUUACGACCGCUAUAAGGAGGACCGAGAAGCUUUAGCGCGAGACUUGCAGGAAAAGGAAGGUGCAGUUUUUGUGCCUCCCUAUGACGACAAGUACGUUAUUGCUGGACAGGGGACGAGUGCCAAAGAGCUUAUUGAGACACUAAAGACGGAGAAGAAUAUUGAACUGGACUAUCUCUUGGUAUGCGUCGGUGGAGGAGGCUUGAUUAGUGGGAGUGCUUUAUCAGCGAAGGCUCUGUCUCCCAACUGCAAAGUGAUUGGUAUUGAACCUGAAGCUGGCAAUGACGCCCAGCAAUCAAUGGAAAAAGGAGAGAUUGUCAAGAUUCCAACUCCCCCAACAAUUGCCGACGGAGCUCAGACUCAGUACAUUGGAAAGCUGACGUUUGAGAUUAUGAAGGACAAGGUGGAUCAUAUCAUCACUGUAUCUGACGAGGAAUUAGUAGAAGGCAUGAAAUUCUUUGGGGAAUGUAUGAAGAUGAUUGUUGAGCCAACUGGUUGUCUCGGACUCGCAGGUCUUCGCAAGCUGGUUGCCAAUGGUACAAUUGCAAAAGGAUCCAAGUGUGGUGUGAUUAUCUCGGGUGGGAACGUUGAUUUGUCUCGGUACAGCGAUCUUGUGUCUCCACGUUGAGGGGUGGCUCGAAGGCUUGCACGCACGGAGCAUUCUUUGAACACAAGGUACCAUUUUGCAUAGUUCUUUUGCGUCACUAAGAAGUGAAAGUUUAAUUAUUAAGUAGAUUAAUGCCAAUAAGGCGUUUAUCCGAUACCAUAACCUCCAUGUCGGCG